GAAAAAAUCGCUAUUGUUUCUUUUCUUUUUCUCAUUUCAAGUUUAAUUCGAUUCUAUUUCGGAGUAGAGUAAUUUUUUCACGAGAAUUAAUUAAUUUGUGGAAAGUUUCAUUACUUUCUAGUGAUUUGGUAAAGCGAUCGAUUGAUGGCGAUCAAUGGAUUGCCGGAGAGUCUUACGUCAUCAAGCGACGAUAACAACAAUCUCCGAAGACGACGUGGCAGUGAUGCUAAAGCUGUAGAGGAAGCUUCUAGUAGCUCGGAUGAUGUAACUAGUGACGUCAAUGAUCCACGUGGAAGCGUAGGAUUGGAUACGAUGCCUAGUGAUGGAAAGGAGAAGGUUGAAAAAGCAAAUGAAACGACGCCGUUGAAGUAUGCUUAUAGAGCGUCAGCGCCAGCUCAUCGGAGAAAUAAAGAAAGUCCUCUUAGCUCUGCUGCUAUUUUUAAACAGAGUCAUGCUGGCCUACUCAAUCUCUGUAUAGUGGUGCUUAUUGCUGUAAACGGCAGGCUGAUUAUCGAAAAUUUGAUGAAGUAUGGCUGGUUAAUUGGGUCAGGCUUCUGGAGUAGUUCAACGUCCGUAAGAGAUUGGCCACUUCUGUUGUGCUGUCUUAGUCUCCCAAUUUUCCCUCUCGCUGCUUUUCUUGUUGAGAAGCUGGCACAGAAGAAGUAUAUGACUGAACAUGCAGUUGUCACUCUUCACAUAAUUAUAACAACAGCUGCCAUUCUGUAUCCGGUUUUGGUCAUCCUCAGGUGUGAUUCUGCUUUCCUAUCGGGUAACACACUGAUGCUGUUUGUUUGCAUUGUGUGGAUGAAACUGGUUUCUUAUGCACAUACAAGUUAUGAUAUGAGACAGCUUGCGAAGUCUGUGGAUAAGGGUGAAAAGUCAGAAAUCAACUACUCUUACAAUGUUAGUUUCAAGAGUUUGGCUUACUUCAUGGUUGCUCCUACAUUAUGUUAUCAGCUUAGCUAUCCUCGCUCCGAAUGCAUUCGGAAGGGUUGGCUGGCGCGCCAACUCAUCAAGCUGGUAAUUUUUACAGGACUCAUGGGAUUUAUGAUUGAACAGUAUAUUAACCCAAUUGUGCAAAGCUCACAACACCCGUUGAAAGGGGACCUUUUAUAUGCGAUCGAGAGGGUAUUGAGGCUUUCGGUUCCAACUUUAUAUGUCUGGCUCUGCAUGUUCUACUGCCUUUUCCAUCUUUGGCUAAAUAUACUUGCGGAACUUCUGCGAUUUGGGGAUCGGGAGUUCUACAAAGAUUGGUGGAAUGCAAAAACUAUUGAUGAGUAUUGGAGACUCUGGAAUAUGCCUGUACAUAAGUGGAUGGUUCGUCACAUUUAUUUCCCAUGCUUAAGGAAUGGCAUACCUAAGGGAGUUGCAAUGGUGAUUUCUUUCUUUAUAUCUGCUGUUUUCCACGAGCUGUGUAUUGCUGUUCCUUGUCGGCUAUUCAAGUUUUGGGCGUUCCUAGGAAUCAUGUUUCAGGUUCCCUUGGUCAUAUUCACGAACUUCUUGCAAAACAAGUUCAAAAACUCAAAUGUGGGCAACAUGACAUUCUGGUGCAUUUUCUGCAUUGUUGGUCAACCAAUGUGCGUGCUUUUGUAUUACCACGAUGUGAUGAACAGAAAUGGUAGUGCAAGUUAAGCUUCAUCGCAGACUAUUUUGUUGGACGAAAGAGUGUUCCAUCUUUAAUUUGAACCGUCUUAAGUGCUAAGCUAGUCUCCUAGACGGACAUCAGUAACAACUGCUUCAAUUCCUAUUGACAAGGAAUUCCUGAUGGUUUACUUAUCAUGCUGAAAAGGAGAAAAUUCUGCUUUGAAUGUAACACGGGGGAAUUGAACAGAAUUUUUGCUUUGUAUAGUUGUGUUGUAUCUUUCUAUUAAUAUUACAGAAAUGUAUAUCAUUCUGUUUUGGCAAUAAACUGUGUAGUAUUACCAUACCAACGAAAUGAAGUACAACCUAAAAGCAUCCAGGACCUUAACCACCUUCUAUGAAGGUUAUUUCAGCCUCUAGACCUCAAGAAAAAACCAACAGCCUAAUGACAAAGCUUCCAUAUCAAGUAUGAACACUUUCUUGCCAUUCUAGAUCUGCUUAACCAGCUUAUCCUUUCCUUAAUUUAAUUUUUUAUCUGUAUGUAUAUCAUUCUUGGUUGAGGUAAAUGUAAUAGCUCAAGAUAGAAAGUCUCGCAACGGUAAACCUUG
Messenger RNA from Lycium ferocissimum, 2189 nucleotides. RefSeq names its product diacylglycerol O-acyltransferase 1. The transcript has 16 exons. Bases 145 to 1632 code for a protein of 495 amino acids. Gene Ontology annotation, cellular component: endoplasmic reticulum membrane; chloroplast envelope. Gene Ontology annotation, biological process: triglyceride biosynthetic process. The record is from RefSeq and is a predicted model, not a curated record. Gene Ontology annotation, molecular function: diacylglycerol O-acyltransferase activity. Lineage: Eukaryota; Viridiplantae; Streptophyta; Magnoliopsida; Solanales; Solanaceae.